CACUAGUACCCACUGGAUGCAAAAUGUCUUUUCUGAAAAGGUAAACAAAAUGUGCAAAUCGUGGCGAGUAAAGGCAACAAUACACAAAAACGGAGGUCCGGCAAGUCAGUCGGGAGUCAUUCCACCCAGGAUAUAAAAAGCCAGACUAAACACCCGAAAAUUAUUUGGAUGAACACGAGUUCGAGGCUGUUGCUUGUCAAGACACGAAAAUCAAUAAUUGAAUCAGCAAAUCAAAACACGGAUUCGCCCAGAUGCAAAAGCAGGCCCGCGAUAAAUUAUGCAAUUCUUGGAGCCAUUAACAACCCCCCUACCCCUCCCCACCGUUUCCGUUCUCGUUUUGGCCCCGUUUGCAGUUGAUGUAUUUAAAUUCAAAUGCUGAGUUGUUGUUGUGCUCACUACUGCCGUGAAUGUUGUAAUUGGUGCUCGGAAUCGCGAUGGAGCAGGAAAUCGGGACCUGGGACUCGGUGCUGCUGGAAAACCUGUCCGAGGAUAGUUUCAUAAACAACAUCCACCAGCGCUACAAGCGCGAUCACAUAUAUACCUACAUUGGAACUUCUGUUGUGGCUCUGAAUCCAUAUCAUCACAUAUCCGAGCAUUCGCUGGAAAAUGUCCGCAACUAUGGCGACAAGGGCAUAUUUCAGUUACCGCCUCACAUCUAUGGCCUUACCAAUCUGGCCUACCAGUCGCUCAAGGAUCAAAGCGAGGACCAGUGUGUACUUCUUACUGGCGAGAGUGGAGCGGGCAAGACGGAGACCUUCAAAAUGAUCGUGAACUUUCUGACCCACAUUCAGGAUCGAUCGCACUGCCCUGCAACCCCAAAUGUCCUGCGCAAGCAGUCUUCGACCAGCUCGGCUGGCGGUUUAGUGCCGCAUGCCCACAGGCGCGCCUCCAGCAGCUGCUCAGGCACCGCCAACUUUAUCAUAUGCAAGAACAGGGCGGAAAAUCCGCAAGCCACUAUUUCGCGGCGUCAGAGUCCUUCGCCAGGACCCUCACAGCGUUCGCGGACGCGGGCCGAAAGCAUCGAACGCCAAACCAGACGCCAUAUGCGCGAGAAAAUCGUCGACUUCGACUUUUCGCACCACAAGAGCAGCGAGAAUAUUAGCAACCUUCUGGAAUCGCAUGCCCACCAUUUGCAUCCGACCAAGUCGUGCUUUAAGCACCAGCAGACCCAAGUCAGCGCCUGCACUGCCAUGUCCCCAGCCGCCAAGGGUUCACCCAAGUAUGCUGUGCCCUCCGCCUACGGCGGCUGUCGCCAGUGCGGCCACAGUAAAUGCGUCCGUGCCCAGAGCCUGGAAAAGGAGGAGCGGGAUGAGAUGCGAGGCAGCAACUGCCGCUUGUCCAACAUAGCCACCGCCACUGCCCACCCGGCGCAUCCACAUCGCGGGAGCUGCUCCAACCUGAUGCGCCAGCACUCGACUGAGAGCCAGCCGGAACGGGAAAGGGAUCGAAGCUCUUUGAUGGGGUCCACGCAACGUAUUUCGCUGUACGAUGCACACAAGCUGAGCAAAGUCCUGGGCGAACUGCCGCCUCCGCCGCCCAGCUCCGUUUCGCCUACACCCUCGGCCAGCUCGUCGUUGCACAGACGCCAUAAGUCGCCCACGCAAAGGAUGCGCGAGUGCGUCACCUGUGCUGAUGUGUUCCUGGAAGCCAUGGGCAAUGCCUGCACGCUGAAGAACAACAAUUCCAGCCGUUAUGGGAAAUUAUUUGAUAUCGAAAUCGAUUUUAAGGGCGACCCAAUGGGAGUGCACAUAACCCACUAUAUGUUGGAAAAGACCCGUAUAACGGACACUACUAUUGGAGAGCGAAACUUUCACAUAUUUUACCAGUUACUAUUAGGGGCUGAUCUCCAGUUGCUAAAAUCGCUCAAACUGUAUCGGAAUGUGGAGAAGUACGAGCUUCUACGCAAUACAACUGCCAUGGAGGAGGAUCGCAUGAAUUUUCAUUACACCAAGCGGUCUUUGGAUGUUCUGGGCCUUAGCUGUGAAGAAAGCAGUUCCAUUUUUCGGGUCAUCGCUGUGGUGCUAAAAUUGGGAAACUUUAUUUUCGUGCCUAUUACCAACAUUGAUGGAACCGAGGGUUGUCAGGUGUCCAAUGUUUACGAGGUUCAAGAGACAGCACAGCUUCUCAAUAUAGAAGCCCAAAUUCUGAUAAACUGUUUGACCAGAGCCAAUAGCUCUAACAGCGCUCAAGAAGAUGUGGGCUGUGAAAUGGAUGCCAGACAGGCGGCAACCAACCGGAACACACUCUGUCGAACUCUUUACAGUCGUCUCUUCACUUGGCUGGUAAACAAAAUUAAUGAGUCCCUUAAAUCGACACAGCGGGAGAAAAACCUGGCGCUCCUGGAUUUUUAUGGAUUCGAAGUGCUAGAGCACAACUCCUUCGAGCAGUUUGCCAUUAACUACAGCGCAGAGAAGAUUCAUCAGAAUUUUGUUUUUCAUGUUUUGCGCUCAGAACAAGAGCUCUACAUCCGCGAGGGAUUGGAAUGGUCACGGAUUGACUAUUUUGACAACGAAUCAAUUUGCGAGCUGAUAGACAAGCCCAGCUAUGGCAUCCUGAGUUUGAUCAAUGAGUCCCAUUUAAAUAGCAAUGAGGCUCUGCUCUUGCGAGUUCAGCAAUGUUGUGCGGGGCAUCCAAACUUUAUGACCACCGGCAGCAACUCCAUGUGCUUUCAAAUUCGGCACUUUGCAAGUGUGGUGAAUUACUCAAUACAUCGGUUCCUUGAAAAGAACUCGGAUAUGCUGCCAAAGUACAUCAGUGCUGCCUUUUACCAGAGCAAACUUUCCCUUGUGCAAAGCCUCUUCCCCGAGGGAAAUCCAAGACGACAGGUCACCAAGAAACCGAGCACGCUGAGCUCAAACAUUCGCACCCAGCUGCAGACGUUACUGGCUAUCGUGAAGCAUCGUCGUUCCCACUAUGUGUUCUGCAUCAAGCCGAACGAGCUCAAGCAGCCGCAUCAGUUUGAUAUGGCGCUGGUGCAGCACCAGGUGCGGUACAUGUCGCUGAUGCCACUGGUCCACCUGUGUCGCACUGGCCACUGUUACCACCUUCUGCACGUUAAGUUCUUUCACCGCUACAAGCUACUCAACAGCCUCACUUGGCCCCACUUUCACGGCGGCAGUCAGGUCGAGGGCAUUGCUCUGAUCAUCCGCAACCUGCCGCUGCCUUCGGCGGAGUUUACGAUCGGUACCAAAAAUGUGUUCGUGCGCAGUCCGCGCACCGUUUUCGAGCUAGAGCAGUUCCGCCGCCUGCGAAUCAGCGAACUGGCUGUGCUUAUCCAGAAAAUGUUCCGUAUGUACCAUGCGAGAAAGCGAUUCCAGAGGAUGCGGCAUAGCCAGAUGAUCAUCUCGAGUGCCUGGCGCACGUGGCGGGCCCGCGAAGAAUAUCGGUCCUUAAAGUACAAACGACAAGUUAAAUGGGCGAUUGACGUGAUAGGUCGUUACUAUCGUCAGUGGAAAAUUCGACAGUUUCUGUUGACGAUUCCCCUGCGGCUGCCACCCAACACGCUGAGUCCACUCUCCACAGAAUGGCCAGCGGCGCCUGUUUUCCUCGCUGAUGCCUCGCGACAGCUGAGGUCUAUUUACCAUCGCUGGAAGUGUUAUAUCUACCGAAACUCCUUUGAUCAGACAGCGCGGAAUCGGAUGCGAGAGAAGGUCACCGCUAGUAUCAUAUUUAAGGAUCGGAAAGCCUCCUAUGCAAGAAGUGUGGGACAUCCAUUUGUGGGGGACUAUGUGCGAUUGCGGCACAAUCAGCAGUGGAAGAAAAUCUGUGCUGAGACCAACGAUCAGUAUGUGGUCUUUGCAGAUAUAAUCAAUAAAAUAGCACGCUCCAGCGGCAAGUUUGUGCCCAUUUUGCUGGUAUUGUCCACGUCGUCGCUACUUCUCUUGGACCAGCGAACCCUGCAGAUUAAGUACAGAGUGCCUGCAUCGGAGAUUUACCGGAUGUCUCUGAGCCCCUACUUGGAUGACAUUGCUGUGUUUCACGUGAAGGCGUCUGAGUUUGGACGAAAGAAAGGAGAUUUCGUGUUUCAAACGGGUCAUGUUAUUGAAAUCGUUACCAAAAUGUUUCUAGUCAUUCAAAAUGCCACUGGCAAACCGCCCGAGAUACACAUAAGCACCGAAUUUGAAGCAAAUUUUGGCCAGCAGACUGUCAUCUUCUCGUUCAAAUACGGCGGAAUGUCGGACUUAGCACAAGGCCCACCCAAGGUCACGCGCAAGGCGAACCGCAUGGAGAUAAUUGUGUGAUCCACAGCAGAAUUGGAACCUAAUCAUGGCAGCUCAUUGAGUUUGCUACUAUCGUCUUCUUCGCCUUAGGCGAACUUUGGGUUCGGCGGUCCGUAUCCAUAAUUCUCACCAGUCAUCAUGCAAUUGCAAUUUCCAUUGCCCUUUGUUGUGGUUUGGGUCUCUCAACUUUUAUAUGGUCCCAGGGAUCAAAAUACAAUUUUAGCAAUAUAACACACUCUCACACACACCCACACACACACUCAAACAUAGAAAAACAAUUUAGUUUUGUUCACACGUGACAAUCAGAGUUACCAAUUUGUUGUCAGGAUUGUGCCAAGAAAACGUAGAAAAAGAAUGAGCGAGCUAAUUUUAAAAUGCACCGUUUUAUUUAAGUAUGUAACUAAAAGUUAAAGCGAACGAAACUAACGAAGUGAACAACUGAAUUUAUGCAUCUAAUUUGUCGAGUUUAGGUUUAAGUGUAAGUCAUGCACCAAGUCGAUUAGCAUUGCAACAAUAAGUACGUACUGUAAGAAGGCACAGAUUAUGCACCGCUCGGAAUUAUAAAAAAAAGAGCAGGAGCAAAUGCAGGUGCUGGAUAAGCAGUGUUUGGGAUUUUACACAAACUAUGAUAUUUCCGUUAUAGAAACCAAGGCAUUUCUCUUACAUUUAAGGUUUCAUACACAAUAAUUAGUGAACUAAUGCUAGAGAACAGACAUAUAAACCUCUUUAUAUACCGGAAACACAAAUGAACCCAAUAUAUGCAAUUUGCAGCGACUUUGCGAAAAAAAGACAACUUUUCCCAAACAAAAAACCAAAAAAAUGUUAAACAACUAUUUACAAAGCAGAGCAGAUGAGUAGUUAAAUAUUUCAAAUAAAUAAAUAUAUAUAUAUUAUAUAUGUAUACACCAUACGAAAUCAAUAAUGAGUAUAUAUAAAAGCGACAACAAUAUGGAAAAAAAAUCAGAAGUCAAGUUUGUUAAAAGUUGAGAACGAAUGUAUGUAGUUAUUUAUAUAAAACUUGUUAUUGAUAGUUCGGAAAUCUCACGUAAUUCGAGCUGGUGGUGCGUUUUCCAAGCUCCAGCGAUGUCACAGAGCAUCUGCGACGUUCGAGUUCCAAAAGUUUUUAUUUGUAUUUAAGUUUUAAGCGAAUACUUCGAAAGAAAAGCCAAAUAUGAGUAAAUCGAAACCCAACCAGUUGGUAGUUUAUAAAACAAAGUUUAGCAAUAAUAAAACAUACACAUAGUAAA
Messenger RNA from Drosophila ficusphila, 5467 nucleotides. It is a transcript of the gene Myo95E, whose product is annotated as unconventional myosin-Ia. Gene Ontology annotation, cellular component: vesicle; cytoplasm; microvillus. The record is from RefSeq and is a predicted model, not a curated record. Gene Ontology annotation, molecular function: actin filament binding; microfilament motor activity; ATP binding. Gene Ontology annotation, biological process: actin filament organization; vesicle transport along actin filament. The transcript has 16 exons. The coding region runs from base 435 to 4241 and encodes 1268 amino acids. NCBI's taxonomy places the organism in Eukaryota, Metazoa, Arthropoda, Insecta, Diptera, Drosophilidae.